GACCUAAACUUCAAACCAGCAGAAGCUAUGGCUUCCCAGGUCUGUAGGGGGAAGACUUUCCAACGGAUGAGUCUUUUGCUUAACCUACCUUCCACCCUCUAAUUCCCACACUCCCCAGUCUCAGAUGAGGGAGACCAGGGCCAAAGAACAAUAGGAUCUAGAGGGCAGGGGCCUCUUCCAGGACUGGGACACUGCAGGCAUGGAGCAAUCAACAGUAGUGAUGAAAAACCACUGUGUCCCCAUUCUGGUUGCCCCAGUUCCAGCAGGUGAUGUGCCAAUAGGGAGGUGGCCACCCAAAUAGAGAAAUGGAAGGAGACGGACCUUUUUCUUUCAUACCGAGGCACCCCAUUCCCACCUAGAAAAACUCUUAGUCCCACUGAGAGUUCCAGGCUAUGGUCGGAUGGCAUGUGGAUGUGGGGAAGAGCCCCUGGACUCCAAGCAGACCCCUCAGAUGUGACACAGUGGCUCCCGGAUUGCCAGAGGAGCGGAAGCUCUGGCAGGAGGAAAAGCCCCCACAGCAGACAGGUGGCCCUGUCUGACCCCUCCUGCUGCUGCUUCCAACAACUUCCCUGGGGAGGGGGGGCCUGUACUCCCCCAGCAUCCCCAUCACACCCCUGUCAGCGGGUAGGGUAGGUGAGAUGGCCACCGCAACAGUGUUUACAACUGCAUGUUGGUUGUGGACAUCAGCCCUUGGGGCCUUUGGCUGAUGGUCACACGCUGCCCACACCACUUUGCUGCUUGCUUUUUGCCUAACAGGUGACACCCACACACCCUAACCUGCUCUCUGAUGGCCUCUCAGAUAUGGCCUGAGCCAGCAUUUCUCAUCGACACCCUUUCUCUCCACAGGCUUGUCUCCCUGCACAAGCUUCCAGAGAGUUCAUUCUAGUUGUAGCACUGCUGCAGACCCUUUGUGGCUGUGUCUUGAAGCCAGUGGGAGUCAGGCUUGUGGUGACAGGAUUGAGGGUGGCUCUUCCAAAUCCCUUCAUAGCAGGACAUCUCCUCAGGGUCACAGUGCUUGAGCAAGCCCAAGGAAAUCAGCAGGACAAGCUCUGCCAUCAAGGAAAGCAGCACAGGGCCAGCCCUCGCCCAUGGACCCUUCUCAGGACAACCCAAAGGCACCAGUGAGGCUGUUCUCCUAAGCCACACAGGGCCUGGGCACACCAUCCUCCGGGAGGAGCCAUGGUGUUUAGAAGGGGCAGCUCCCAGCCGUGGUGUGGACCAGGAGGGGACAGCGGUUGCAUAGGCACCCUGGGCAUGCUCAGGGCUGCCCUGCUGCUUGUCAGCCUGCUGUGGGGGGCCCAGGGAACAGCUAGUACCAACCUCAGCACAGCUCUGGGCCAUCCUGGGCCACGGCCAGGGGGCCGCUACUUGAGCAUUGGGGAUGGCUCUGUGGUGGAGUUUGAGUUCCCAGAGAAUAGUGAGGGCAUUAUCGUGAUCUCAAGUCAGUACCAAGGCCAAAGCAAUGUGUCAGGGCCCGGUCCCACACUGAGAGUUACCUCCUUGGACACAGAGGUGCUGAUCAUCCAGAAUGUGAGUGCCAUAACCUGGGGCAUUGGAGGUGGCUUUGUGGUGAGCAUCCACUCAGGCCUGCCUGGGCUAGCCCCACUGCACAUCCAGCUUGUGGACCCCCAUGAGGGCCCACCCAUGCUGAUUGAGGAGCGGAGAGAUUUCUGCAUUAAGGUCUCACCCGCCGAAGACACUCCCACCACCGUUGGCACUGACCUUGCUCACUUCUCGGAGAAUCCCAUACUCUACUUGCUCCUGCCUCUUAUCUUUGUCAACAAGUGUUCAUUUGGGUGCAAAGUGGAGCUCCAGGUUCUGAAGGGGUUCCUGCAGAGCCCCCAGCCCAUGCUGCUGGGCCUGCUGGGCCAGUUUCUGGUCAUGCCUUUCUAUGCUUUCCUGAUGGCCAAGGUCUUCAUGCUGCCAAAGGCCCUGGCUCUGGGCCUCAUCAUCACCUGCUCGUCACCUGGUGGCGGAGGGAGCUACCUCUUUAGUCUCCUCCUUGGAGGGGAUGUCACCCUGGCCAUCUCCAUGACUUUCAUCUCCACAGUGGCUGCCACUGGUUUCCUGCCACUGUCCUCAGCUGUCUACAGCCACCUGCUCAGCAUCCACGAAACACUCCAUGUGCCCAUCUCCAAGAUCCUGGGGAGCCUGCUGUUUAUUGCCAUCCCCAUCAUAGUAGGUGUGCUGAUCAAGUCCAAGCUCCCCAAGCUCUCUCAGCUGCUGCUGCAGGUCAUUAAGCCCUUCAGCUUUGUGCUGCUCCUGGGUGGCCUCUUCCUGGCCUACCGCAUGGGGAUCUUCAUCCUGGCAGGCGUCAGGCUGCCUAUUGUGCUGGUGGGCCUCACUGUGCCCCUGGUUGGCCUCCUGGUGGGCUACUGCCUGGCCACAUGCCUGAAGCUGCCAGUGGCCCAGCGGAGGACAGUAAGCAUUGAAGUUGGGGUCCAGAACAGCCUGCUGGCCUUGGCCAUGCUGCAGCUGUCCCUCCGCCGCCUUCAAGCCGACUAUGCUUCUCAGGCCCCCUUCCUUGUGGCACUGAGCGGCACCUCGGAGAUGCUGGCCUUGGUUAUUGGCCACUCCAUCUACAGCAGCCUGUGCCCAGGUCCCUGAGGCCCCUGGGUCAAGCAUUUGCCACUCCUUGCCCCCACCCUACACCCACUGUCCCCACGGUUCUUGUGUACCAAAGGCCUUUAGUUCUCAUGCACUAUGCACUCAGAAAAAUCCAGGCUUAUUUUUGUUACUGGUUUUUUAUUCUCCAGCUUUCAGUGCCCAAGAGGCCAUGCUAAGUUGGGUAUGUGGGCACUGCCCAGAAAAUAUAUUUGAAUAAAAGAGAAGCAAACUUGGGUCUCUUCCAGUCUUUGCUGUUUGGGGUCUGACAGUGGAGGUAGGAAGGGUGUUCACUGGGUAGGUGUGGGCCAGGGUGGAGGAC
Messenger RNA from Artibeus jamaicensis (Jamaican fruit-eating bat), 2926 nucleotides. RefSeq names its product solute carrier family 10 member 3 (gene SLC10A3). The record is from RefSeq and is a predicted model, not a curated record. The transcript has 2 exons. Gene Ontology annotation, molecular function: bile acid:sodium symporter activity. Gene Ontology annotation, biological process: bile acid and bile salt transport. Bases 1180 to 2607 code for a protein of 475 amino acids. Lineage: Eukaryota; Metazoa; Chordata; Mammalia; Chiroptera; Phyllostomidae. Gene Ontology annotation, cellular component: membrane.